AGAUUUAUUUCAGCUACAUGAGUGGGCUACAGGCCCAACAAGAGAAAGAAAAGAACAAAAGCGAAACCCAAAAAGCACACAUAAAAAAAAAAAAGCACACAUAAGAUUAGUAGCAGAGUGUUAAAGUUUCUGAGGCGGUGUGUAUAUUGACGCAUAGCAGUUACCACUUACCACGAUAAUAGUUUGCGUAUUGCGAUCGCUUCUUCUGUUGUUUAAGAAUGAAACCAGAAUCGAAAAGAAAGAGUGACAAAGCCCACAAUUGUAGCCAUGAAAAACCUUCAUGUUUUGAUAGUUUUGCUGAAAUGUCAAACGCUCUGUUAAAUUCUGAUAUCACCAUAAGAAACCAAAGUUCUUCCAUUAUUCUUGGUUCUGCAACUAAUCAAGAUCCUAAUUCAAUUCAAUCUCUCUCAAAAGAUUGCUAUGACUUUAGUAAUUUAUUGAAGACAUUGAAUUACAUAGAGAAGAAGAGUGCCAAACGCAUAAUCGUUGUUAAGAGGGUUGAUAAGAAAAAAGAAAAGAAAAUGAAGAGGAAGAAGGAGAAGGAGGAAUUUCAAAUAAUAAAAUUCUUGACAAUGAACCCAAAGAAGCCGUUUGAAAGAAUUGUAAGAGUAAAAGGUGGAAACAGAAAGGAGCAAAAUUCAGAGAAAAACUCAGAUAAUCAAUUUGGCUUGGAAGAGUUUCUUGAUGCUGUAAAUCAUGGAGGCUUUCAUCUUAGAACAAGGAUUCAUAUUAAGAAUAAGAAUACCCAACAGAAAGAACCAAAACACAAAUAAAUUUGGUUGGCUAUCAUCUUAGAAGAAGAGAUUUUUCUUCUAAUUCAAACAUUAGUGACUGUAUGUCCGUCAAGAUUUAUAUUCCGUCCAAAUUUAUAUUUCUCUUACUUUUAGAGUAGAUAAGAACUUCUAACUGUGAUGUCAUGAUGAAAUCUUGUUAGAUAUUAUUCAAUUUGUUUUUCCUGUGUUUUCUCUUGCUUUAAAUUUAGUGUUUAAAGAUUUUUUUUAACCAAUUCAUGUAAGAUAUUAGUCAAUUUGUUUUUCGUGUGUUUUCUCUUGC
Messenger RNA from Arachis ipaensis, 1053 nucleotides. RefSeq lists its product as uncharacterized. The record is from RefSeq and is a predicted model, not a curated record. NCBI's taxonomy places the organism in Eukaryota, Viridiplantae, Streptophyta, Magnoliopsida, Fabales, Fabaceae.